Messenger RNA from Schistosoma mattheei, 8675 nucleotides. Lineage: Eukaryota; Metazoa; Platyhelminthes; Trematoda; Strigeidida; Schistosomatidae. The record is from the annotation of a GenBank genome assembly.
GUCUUUUUGAGUCAAAAGCGCGAGCGGGACAUCUGGUUUUGUACAUACGGAAGCACUAGUAUCUUAUAGUCCGAUGAACGCAGAACUUCUCCGUGAUGAGAAAGAGCCUUUGCGGGAGGCAGAUUUAUCUUCUAAGGAUAUGGUGUGGGUUCCUCAUGAACGAGAAGCAUUUGUCGCUGCUAUUAAGCUUCAAGAACAAGGAGAAAACGUUGUAGUACAGCUCGUAGAGUCAGGAAAGAAAUGUACGUUUCCUAAGGAUUAUGUUCAAAGAAUGAACCCUGCAAAAUACGACAAGAUAAAGGAUAUGGCAAACCUAUCGUUUAUGAAUGAAGCAUCAGUCUUGAAUAACUUAAAGACGAGAUAUUAUUCAGGAAUGAUCUAUACAUACUCCGGAUUGUUUUGUGUGGUUGUUAACCCAUACAAACGAUUACCGAUCUAUGACGAAGAGAUAGUAGAGUGGUAUAAAGGAAAAAAGCGCCAUGAAAGACCACCACAUAUAUUCGCUAUUGCUGAUGGAGCUUACCGUAGCAUGCUUCAAGACCGUGAGGAUCAGUCGAUUUUGUGCACCGGUGAAUCAGGAUCUGGAAAGACCGAAAAUACGAAAAAGGUAAUACAAUACCUUGCAUGUGUUGCCACGUCUGCAAAACAUCAAAAAACAUCAGCCAAAAAUGUAAUGUCAAAGUUUAACACGAAAGAUUUCAGUAUUGGUGAACUUGAAGCACAACUUUUGAAGGCAAAUCCCAUUCUUGAAGCCUUUGGAAAUGCCAAAACAAUUAAAAAUGAUAAUUCUUCACGUUUUGGUAAAUUUAUUCGUAUUAAUUUUGACACAUCUGGAUUCAUUGCUGGAGCUAAUAUUGAAACAUAUCUUUUAGAGAAAGCUCGUGUUAUUCGUCAGGCAGUGGAUGAACGCAGCUUCCACAUAUUUUAUCAGCUUUUGGCAUCAGCUACUCCCGCAAUGCAACAACAACUAUUAUUAAAUCAUGCUAGUGCUUAUCGUUUCCUUUCAAAUGGUAUGAUCGAACUCCCGGGGAUCGAUGAGCAACAAUUUUUCCGUGAAACAACUGAAGCCAUGGAUAUAAUGGGAAUUAAUAACGAGGACCAAAAUGCCAUAUUCCGCGUGAUAUCUGCUGUACUUCAUCUAGGAAACUUAGAAUUUCGUCAGGAACGAAGUUCUGACCAAGCAACUUUACCAGAUCAUUCAGUCGCUGAAAAGGUAUCCCAUCUUCUGGGUAUCCCUCUGAAUGAAAUGGUCAAAGCGUUUUUGAAACCGCGCAUCAAAGUUGGGAAAGAUCUGGUAUCAAAAGCUCAAACCAAGACGCAAGUGGAAUUCGCUGUUGAAGCUAUUUCAAAAUCUAUCUACGAAAGGCUCUUUCUUUGGUUAGUCGCACGAAUAAAUAAAACACUUGACAAAACUAGACGACCGGGUGCAUCAUUUGUCGGGAUUCUCGAUAUAGCUGGUUUCGAAAUCUUCCAAGUGAAUUCUUUUGAACAGCUAUGCAUCAAUUAUACGAAUGAGAAACUCCAACAACUUUUUAACCAUACAAUGUUUAUCUUAGAACAAGAUGAGUAUACUCGUGAAGGCAUACCAUGGGAAUUUAUAGACUUUGGACUUGAUUUGCAACCGACAAUCGAUCUAAUUGAACGACCUAUGGGUAUCUUCGCCUUGUUGGAUGAAGAAUGCUUCUUCCCUAAGGGAACUGACAAGUCGUUUGUUGAAAAACUCAUCAAAUCUCAGGAUAAACAUCCAAAACUGUGUAAAACUGAAUUUCGAUCUAAUGCUGAUUUCGGUGUUAUUCACUAUGCUGGUCGAGUUGAAUAUAAUUCAAAUCAAUGGCUAAUGAAAAAUAUGGAUCCUCUCAACGAUAAUGUGGUCGCACUGCUUCAGGCAUCAAAUGAUCCAUUUGUUCAGGCUAUGUGGAAAGAUGCCGAAAUUGUAAGCAUGUCAGCCACUACUACGACCGACACCGCUUUCGGUUCUGCUCGUAGUGUUAGAAGGGGAAUGUUCCGUACUGUAAGUCAACUCUACAAAGAUUCACUUAUACGUUUGAUGACUGUAUUGAAAAAUACGUCUCCAAACUUUGUCCGUUGUAUCAUUCCAAAUCAUGAAAAAAAGCCAGGGCGAAUUGAUGGUCCUUUAGUUUUGGAACAACUUAGAUGUAAUGGUGUGCUGGAGGGCAUAAGGAUUUGUCGUCGUGGUUUCCCCUCGCGUAUCCUCUUCCAGGAAUUCAGGCAAAGAUAUGAAAUUUUAACUCCAAAUGUUAUCCCAAAGGGAUUUAUGGAUGGUCGUAAAGCCGUUACUGAGAUGUUGAAGGCUCUCGACUUAAGUCAAGACGUCUACUGCAUUGGUCAUAGUAAAAUAUUUUUCAAAGUUGGUGUUCUGGCUCAGUUAGAAGAAGACCGUGAUAUACACUUGACUAACUCAAUCAUUAAAUUCCAAGCAUAUGCUCGUGGUUAUCUAGCCCGACGAGCUAAGGAACAACGCAUACAAAACAUUCAAGCUAGCAAAAUAAUCCAAAGGAAUUGUGAUGCUUACCUUAAACUGAGAAAUUGGCCCUGGUGGCGUUUGUUUACAAAAGUUAGACCACUUCUUACUGUUACUCGCCAAGAAGAUUUGGUCGCUGUUAAAGAAGAAGAGCUUCGGAAGAUUCGUGAACAAAUGGAAAAAGUUGUCAGUGAGCUUAAUGAAAUGCAGAGAUCCUACGAAAAGUUAAGCAAUGAGAAAGUCCAGCUAAAUGCUGAAUUACAACAAGAACACGAUUCAAAUCAAAAUUUACAGACAGAGCGUGAUCGUCUACGCGAAAAAUUACAAACUUUAGAAGAAGACUAUAUGGAACUUGAGAAUAGAGAUAGUGAAGAAAAAUCAAAAUUACAUAACCUGGAAGCUGAACAAAAACGUCUGUUAGAACAGAUAUCAGAUUUAUCAGAUCAGUUAGAAUUGGAAGAACAACAACGCCAAAAAUUACAAGUUGAAAAGACAUCUAUCGAACAAAAAGUUUCUCAACUUAACGAUGGCUAUGUUAGCAUUGAAGAUAAAUAUAAUAAACUUGUUAAAGACAAAAAGCAGUUGACUGAUCGAAUAGAUUUGUUAACUAGUCAGUUAGCAGAAGAAGAAGAGCGUAGUAAACAAUUAACUAAACUUAAAAGUAAAUAUGAAAGUAACCUUAAUGAACUUCAGGAUAAACUUGUCCGUGAACAAAAAUCUCGUCAAGAUAUCGAAGUGGCAAAAAGACGACUUGAAACUGAGGCUUCCGAACGUCUAGAUCAAGCAUCGGAAUCGUCAAGGAUUGUUGAGGAGCUCCGAGCCACAGUGGCUAAACUUGAGGCAGAAGUUGCUCAAUUACAAAAUCGAUUAGAUGAAGAGAUUGUUGCCAAAGCUGUGGCACAAAAAUCAGUACGAGAAUAUAAAUCACAUAUUCAAGAACUCAAAGAAGACUUAGAAGCUGAACGAAUGGCUCGUGACAAAGCUGAUGAAGCUAAAAGAGAUCUGACGGAAGAAGUGGAGGCGAUGAGAUUAGAACUCAUUGACAGUGGAACAAACAGCGAGGCACAAACUCAAGCUCUCCGAAAAUAUGAAUCUGAUUUAUCCAACCUACGUCAUCAGCUUGAAGCUCAGUCAAACGCUCAUGAAGCUACUAUUCAAGAUAUGCGCAAAUCUCAUGCCGCAACUCUAGAAACAUUAAACGAUCAAAUUGAACAACUUAAAAAAAGUAAAGUUUCCUUAGAAAGAUCAAAAGUUCAACAAGAUUCAACAACUGAUGCAUUACAGAAACAAAUUCAAAGCCUUAAACAAGACAAAACGGAAAUUGACAAACGUCGUCGUCAAGUUGAACAGCAACUAAAUGAAAGUUUAGUAAAAAUGCAAGAAACAGAAAUGCAACGUAAUGAUUUAGAGUCCAGACUUACUAAAGCAUUGAAUGAAAUUGAAGGUUUGAAUAAUGCGAUGGAAGAAAUCGAAACUAAAUUAGGCAAGGUCUCGCGUUCUGAAACCUCUGCACAAUCUGAGCUCAAUCAUUUACGUGCACGUUUGGAAGAAGAAACUCAGGCAAAAUUAAGCUUACAGUUACAGUUACGUCAAGUAGAGGAUGAAAGAGAAACAGUAAAGGAUUCACUGGAUGCUGAAGAACAAGCCAAAACUGCCCUAGAGAAACAUAUUAUAGCACUUACUACUCAGAUGCAAGAUGCAAAGAAAAAAGUGGAGGAAGAUACACAUUACUUGGAAACCUUGGAAGAUGCACGUAAAAAACUUCAACGCGAAUUGGAUGAUACCCGGAAUCGUAAUGAAGAACUUGUUUCACAAGUUGAAAAGUUAGAAAAGUCACGGAAGAAAUUACAAAGUGAACUUGAAGAUAUGAAUCAUGUCAUGGCUAGUCAACGAUCUGAUCAAGCUAAUAAUGAACGUCGAAUCAAGAAAUUAGAAUCAACUCAUGCAGAAACUGUUAAUCAACUUAAUAGUUUUCAGGCUCAAAAAGAUGCAUUUUAUCAAGAAAUGCUUGAAAAAGACACAAAAUUAUUCACACAAAAGAAUGAAAUGGAAAAGCUUAAAGAACAGCUAGAAGAGUCAGAACGCCAGCGUUCAUUACUCGCUCGUGAAUUAGAAGAACUUGGUUCUCAUGGGGAUGAUGCUGGUAAGAGUUUAGUAGGGUUGGAACAAACGAACUAUCGUCUAAAUGAACGAUUAAAAGAAACUCAACAACAAAUAGAAGAACUAGAAGAUGAGAUUUCGACAUUUACCAUGGAGAAACAACGUGCAGAGGUUCAAAUGAAUGCUGUUCGCACUCAACUAGAACGAGAAUUGGCGUCUCGCGAUGACUUGCUCGAAGAACAAAGACGUCAAUCUCUUAAACGUAUAAGAGAACUUGAAACUGAAUUAGAAGAAGAACAAAGAGAACGUGCUAGUCAUCUUAAUGUUCGCAAAAAAUUGGAAACUGAUCUUGCAGAUAUUAGUCAACGUUUUGAAUUAGCGAAUCGACAAAAAGAAGAAGCUGUAAAACAAUUGAAAAAAUACCAAGGUGUUACUGGUGGCAUUCAGCGUGAACUUGAAGAUGCUGCCCGUGCUCGUGAUCAAGCUAUAGAUUCUGCACGAGAAUUGGACAAGAAAUAUCGUAUGCUGGAUGCAGAUAAAGCUCGACUUCAAGAAGAUUUAGGUGUAAGUGAAAGAACUUGUCGUAAUCUAAAGAGUGAUUUAAAUGAAGCUUUGGAGGAGUUAUCUAUUGCAAAUAAUGCCAAAACUUUAGCACUGGAAGAAAAGAAGCGUUUAGAAGCUCGUAUUACUGCUUUAGAGGAUCAACUGGAAGAAAUACAAAGUGCCAUGGAUGCUACAGAAGAGCGCCACAAACGAGUCUACUGUCAAAUGGAACAAGCUCAGACAGAUUUAAGCGUCGAGAAGAAUAACUUCCUACGUUCAGAGUGUCAGAGAGUCUCUCUUGAAAAACAGGUGAAAGAAUUACGCGAUAGGCUAGUUGAAGCUGAAAAAGAAGGAGGUCGUCGUGGUAAAGCUCAAAUUGCAACAUUAGAAGCUCGUUUGACAACCUUAGAUGAGCAACUAGAAGCAGAAAAACUAGAGAAGUUAAAUGCAAAUAAAAAUUUCCGCAGAGCUGAAAAGAAAUGCAAAGAUUUAAUCCUCCAAAAUGAUGAUUUGAGACGAUGUGCAGAAGCAUUGAAGGAAUCUUUUGAAAAAGCUCAAUCUUCAUGUAAACAAAAUAAACGAGAAAUAGCAGGUCUUGAAGAAGAGAACGCCAGAAUCAAUGCAAGAUGUCGCCGCCUCCAAAGAGAUUUGGAAGAAGUAAUGGAAGCUAAACGAACCAUUGAACGAGAUCUACAAAAUCUUCGUAAACUUAGUCGGUACGUCUGUUAUAUUUUUAAGUAUAUUUAUUUUAACAGUUUACUCAAUGUGACCCCAAGUAAUAAAAGCAGAAGAGGGUAAAAUUUUAAGAUAACGUUUUAUAAUAAUAAUACAGUAAAUGUAGAUUGACUUAAUUGACAAGUAGAAACGAGUUCAUCAUCAAGUUGAGUGGGUUUUUUGCCAAUUUAAAUAUAGAGAAAAAUUUCGCAGCUACACAAACGUUAUAUGUGAAUAAUAAUAUUUUUUUGUUGGUUGAAAAGAAGUGAUAAUCUGGAGGGGCGUAAACAACUGAUCGUUGACAGUAAUAAGAAAACACUAUCGCAUCAAGAAGAAAUAGAUAUUGGCUCUGGUAUGCUUUAUGUUUAUUCAAAUGGAAGAAUGAAAUUGUACACCAUUUAAGCAAUGUACAUACCUUGUUGUAUUUGUUUUUGUAUUGUACUCGUAGUAAACAAUUUUUCAUCUAAUAGCAUGAAAAGAAACAUGUACUCUAAAAGUAUAUAAACUUAUUCGAAUAGUUGAUGUGCUUCUAACAGAAAAUAAAGUAUAGAUUAUCUACUGUCAGGCUUUCAAUAAUUAAAAUAAGAAACAUUGGUUUCAUAGAAGAGUUCUCUUUUCAGCAAAUUCAUUUUCAAAGCUGUGCAAUCGCAAAUAUAUAGUAGUUUUAUUGUUGAGGGCUUGAAUACUCGUCAUGACGAUAGAUAGGAAAUGUUCAAACCCUUAACAAUAAAUCUAUUAUUAUUUUCCAUGAUAAAAACAAUGGUCUAAUACAUUUGCUUAUUCUACCUCGCUAUUAUCAUGUUUAACAGAAUUUUAUUAUCACUAUCAUUGUAAUUGUUUUCAUCUUGAAAAGUAAGUAUAUAUUUGCGAUUGCACAGCUUUGAAAAUGAAUUUGCUGAAAAGAGAACUCUGCUCUGAACCAAUCUUCAACAGGUAUAUUCUGUUUACUUUCAAUAGGUAUCUCAGAAGAAAUAAACGACAUACACCAGAAUAGGUGGGAAUGGGCGAAUAAUUAAAAAUAUUUGUAAAAGAUAUACAGAUAGAUAAUGGGCAGCACCAGUAACUGAAUAUUAUAACGGAAAAUAUAAUUAUCAUUAUUCUCACUGUUUGUGUAUACUGCAAAUAGUGACGUUAUAAAUUAAAAAGUAUGUAAUCGUAGUGAAAAGACCCUGACGAUUUUUAUUCAUCAUCGAAAGGAUGUGAACCGUUUGGAGAUAAUAUAACAGUGUCGGGUAUGAAAAACUCGUAGACACCAAAUGGCCUGUUAAAAAAAGUCUUAUUUCAAAAACAAAAAUGAAACAACACAUAACUGCGAGAACAAUUAUGGUGAAUUACAAUACCCGACAGUGAUGAUGGUCCUGAUCAAAGCCGCGAGAAGCAUAUAAAAUAUAAUUUUUCGUGAACACAACUGUUUUCCGGUUUACUCUUUCCUUAUCAUCUAGUUUGAUGCAUACACAUUUUUAGUGCUUGUUAUAUGGAAAAAGUACAAGCAAAACAUUUUUGAAGAAAAAACUGAAUUCACCUAAUUUGUGUUUUUGCGCUAGAAAAAUUGGAAGGGAAAGGGGGUCGGUGUGAUAGAGAGAAAAAAAGCAUUAUUUUAGCACUACACCCCAAUCAGUGUGAAAGGCGUAUGCAUAUGUGUAGUUAAACUUACCGAAUUUCAUCCCUUUCGAGAACUAAUAGUGAUUAUGUUGUAUGGUUGUUCAUAGGAUUUUUUCCGGCGGUACCAACACAUUCUCUCUGUCCUUUCUUACUACUGCAUACACAUACAUAAAUAGCAUCCUAUUAAAGUUUCUUCCGGUCAUCAAGACUAACUGAUUUGAUAUGUUUUUUAUUACCGAAGUACGACUCGUCCAAAUCGUCAAUUGCCGGCAGUACUUUCAACACUUUCACCUGAUGUUACAGUAGAUGAACAUAAUUCAGUGAAUGAAUUGGAUUCUAUGACUAGUGAUUUUGGAAGCAGUGGAUCCGUUGCUACUCACAACAAUAAUAAUAAUAAUGCUUCUACGCCUUCAGCUAAUGAAAAUUGAAUUUUUUUCUAUUAUCUACAAACUAUUAUUGUUAUUAUCACAAAAUAUCACUGGGAAAGUCUUGUUUUACUUUCCUAUUUUUAACCUAUUUUGGGCAACUCAUAGUACACAAAUAUGCUGUUACACAAUUUGCACGAACAGCUAUACACUUUAUCUAUGGUAUACUACUAUUAUGGCUGGUGUGUUAUUUUUCUCAUCACUACAUCACAAUUUCCAAAUCCAACCUGAGUUUACUCCGCGUACAUAUAUAUACGUUAAUGUGUAUGGCGGUUGUUCCAAUCCUCUAUUAACUAACAUUACAAGUAUUAUUAUCUUGAUAAUCAUGGUUGCUUUAUGUAUCGGAAGAAUUUUCAUUCCUUUACACUAAGGUGCGUCUCUAAAACUUCGAACCUUGGUGUUUUCAAACCUCCGAUUUUUUUAACAAAAUAGAAAUAAACUUUUUCUAACUUUGUUGGUUUUUUGAUGAUUCUGAUUGGAUUUUUAUAAAAAAAUUUUGCCCUUUGCUCCAUUUGUAAAUCAAUGUUAAAACUAACAACAUAUUUGUUAUUGCUUGUUUAAUUAUGAUAUAUAUUUCAGCCAUUAUCAGCAGUCAAAUACAUCAUUCUAAAUAUGGCACUUAUUACUUUUCUUAAGAUCUGUUCUUUCCUUUUUGUUCUAUAAAUAUUGCGUCCAACCGUCAACAGUUAGAAUUGUUGAAAUUUAUGCUAUCUGCCUGCCUUCUCUGCAAACAAAACUAAUUUAAAAUUGAUAUGAUGUUUUCUAUCUUGAGAUGCGUUUUUUUUUAAAAAUUAUACUUGCACAACCUA